Molecule: messenger RNA, 6103 nt
Organism: Biomphalaria glabrata
Lineage: Eukaryota; Metazoa; Mollusca; Gastropoda; Planorbidae
Product: protein Hook homolog 3-like
Exons: 23
Coding region: 394-2742 (782 amino acids)
Biological process (GO): cytoskeleton-dependent intracellular transport; cytoplasmic microtubule organization
Cellular component (GO): centrosome; cytoplasm
Molecular function (GO): microtubule binding; dynein light intermediate chain binding
Source: RefSeq, a predicted model, not a curated record
UCAAUUUUCACUAGUUUACAAAAACAAAAUGGUCGUCUUGUUGUACAAUCAAUAGAUCUAGAAUCUAGUAUAAUCUACACUGUAGAUUGUAGAUCUAUAUAGUCUAUAGACUACAUCUGAGCGGAAUGAUUGUUACAUUUUACAUAGAUCUAAUAGAAUUACUUGGAAUUGGGAUUAGAUCCCUUGGCUUAAUGAAAUAAAAAGACAGCUCAGUAGUAAGAGAAUGGCCUGGCCUUGAAUGAUCAUCAAACGCAAACACAUCAGCCAAUGUUACUCAUAGUUCUAGACAUUAAGACAUUAAUGCUAGGUUACAGGUAGAAACACCUGUCACUUGUGGUAAUACUGUGAAAUUUUUUUCACUUGAAUUGGUCAUACUUUUAAAAAAACAACAUAAUGAAUGAACGAGAGCAGAUUUGCUACAGCCUUAUUACUUGGCUGGAAACCUUUCCCCUUCAGUCACCGCACAGUUCUCCAUCAGAUCUCAGUGAUGGUGUGGCUAUAGCUCAGGCCUUAUCUUUGAUCGCCCCAAAUUUUUUUACCCAACCAUGGCUGGCCAAGAUCAAAUCAGAAGACCUCAGCAAUUGGAGGUUAAAGGUGACAAACUUAAAGAAAAUAUUGAAAGGUAUCUUGGAAUAUAAUUUAGAGUAUUUAGGUGUAACAAUGCAAGGAUUUCAAAUGCCUGAUGUGAAUGCAAUUGGAGAACAUUCUGAUGCUCAGGAGCUGGGGCGGCUGUUACAGCUGGUUCUAAAUGUUGCAAUUAACUGUGAUAACAAACAAGAGUAUAUACAAACCAUCAUGAGCAUGGAGGAGGAUGUACAGCAGAUUAUAAAAAAUGCCAUUCAAGAGCUGAUGACCAAAGAAGCCUCUCCUAGUGAUGAUAUUGAGUCUGCACUUCAAGAUGAGCUUAAAAAAACAGUGGAUGAACUUAAUGCUGCAUUAGAGGCUAAAGGGGAACUACUUCAAAGAUGCCAUGAACUAGAUGCACAAGUUGCUAGUUUGCAAGAAGAAAGACAUAGUCUGAUAUCAGAUAGAGACAAACUAGAAGAAAGACUUCAGUUGGCUGAAAGUUUAGAAGAUCUCAGCACACCUGCUGGUAAAAAGCUAACCCAACUCCAGCAUCAGGUGGAAAGUUUACAAGAAGAAAUAUAUAAGUUGGAAUCUGGUAAAGAUGACUAUAGAAUAAAAUAUGAAGUGCUGAACAAAGAUUAUACAGAAUUAAAAGAAAAGAAUGCUGAGUUAAGUAAACUAGCAUCGGAAUCUAGGGCCAUGAAGGAUGAACUGGACAUUUUAAGACAUACUUCAGACCAGUUAGCAAAAUCAGAAGCUUUAGUGGAAUCUUACAAGAAAAAACUAGAGGACCUUAGUGAUCUAAAAGGACAGAUGAAAAUGCUGGAGGAGAAGAAUACAAAGUAUAUGAAGCAACAGAUUGAAAUGGAGGAGGAGCUAAAACGAGUUACAAUUUUAAAGCAGCAACUGGAGUCUUAUAAAAGACAGACAUUAGAAGCACAAAGUAAACUAACAGAAGAGACAAGGCGAGCUGACAAAGCAGAAUUUGAAUUUACUAGUUUACAGAACAAACUUUUCACAUUGCAAAAAGAAAAGGAGAGGAUACUAAGUGAGAGAGACUCUUUGAGAGAAAUGAAUGAUGAACUUAAGUGUACACAGUUACAGACUUCAGGUAUGGGUCUUGCUGGAGAGUUGGAUGAUCACAGUAGCAGUGUGGAAAUGUUGUCUCUUCCUUCAGAAAUCAAAGAACGUCUGCUACGAUUAGAACAUGAAAAUAAAAUGUUAAAGAUCAGUUCCACUUCAUCCCCUGAAGAAACUAUAGCACUGACUGAACAACUAGAAGACGCUAAUUCUAAGAAUAAUGUUCUUCAGACAGAAUUGAGACUCCUAAACCAGCAGCUCAUGAAGGUGCAGGCUGAGCUGGAGGAUACCAGAGAAAAUGAGAAGUCCACAUCUGCUGCCAGCAACACAGAGUUUGUGUCCAUGAAGACCUUACUGUCUGAGAGCAAGCUGAAGCUGGAGGAGAAGGACCUUCAGCUUCAACAGAAGCAGCAGCACAUCAAUGACUUGAGUGAGCGGUGGGCCACUGCCAAUGAACGAGUCAUUGAACUGGCCAACCACCUGGCCAAAAAGGAUGAAGAGAUUAAAGUUAUGGAAGAGAAGUACAGGAAAUAUUUAGAAAAAGCCAAAAAUGUAAUAAAUAGCCUUGACCCAAGACAUGGUAAUGACUCAUCUUCAGAACUUUAUACUCUGAAGAAUCAGCUCCAUGAAAAAGACACUUACAUCAAUUUCCUUGAGAGUGAUCAAGAGAGGAUGAAGAAUGUGAGAGACCAAGAAGAAAGAUUAAUUGUGACCGCUUGGUAUAAUCUGGGAAUGCAGCUACACCGUCAAGCAGCAGAAGAAAGGUUGGCUAAUAGUUCCAUGGGUCAGUCCUUCCUUGCCAGGCAGCGCCAGGUUCACACUAGACGUUCCAAUACAAUGAGCUCUGUACACAGCAGCACCAAUGCAAGUGAACUUGAGGAAGGUGUAGCAAACAUUCAAACUACCUCCACCACUACUACAAAGCGUAGGUUUUCUUUUAGAAAGGCAAAGCAAACGUCUCCAACUUCUGCCUCAGUAAGGAAGCCCUCCAUGUCAGUUUCUGUUCAGCCCACAAUCCAACAGGCAGAGGAACCCUUCCCACAGAUUAGUCCGAAUCAUUUCAAUGGGGGGAACAAACCAAAAUUACCUCAGUAGAAAUAAAAAUUGACAUUGAUUCUUAUAAUUCCACGAUCAAGAUACGAAGAAUAGCAAGGGAGACAAAUUACUGAUCAAAUAUUUCUCAAAUAUAGAGUUAUCUUGCCAAUAAUUAACAUAGAUAUUUUUUUUCUAGUAUUACACUAACAUGUUUAUUUUAUUUUGACAUUCAGUCUUGAAAACACCUCAACAUACUUAUAGAAGUAUAUAAGUAAAUGUUUUUGAUGCAUCAUAAAAAGAAGUGAUUUUUUAUUUUUUAAACUGCAUUGUCUUGCAUGUCUGGACAUCAUAUUCCACUUAUUAUUUGAAUGAAUGAUUUACUUGAUUUACUAUAUCACAAAAGACUAACACUAAACUUAUUUCAUUGUCUUUAAUGUAAUGUUAAGGGAAGCUUUUUUAUUUUUUCGUUUAAUUUUCUUUGUUUUAUUUAAAGUAGAGUAAAAUAAAACAAAAACCUAUACAAGUUGAAGCAUUACAAUAACUUUGUUUGUGUGAAAAAGUUGAAAAUAGUUUUCUUGUCUUCCUAUGAAAUUUAAAUAGAUAUGGAUAGAGAGAAUAUGUGUUUGUAUUGCUUGUUUUUACAAAUAGUAUAAAAAAAAAGACUAGCUUGGAAAUGUUUUAUUUAUAAAGUUUUAAACAAUAAAUGUUUUUUCACAUCAUUGGUUGAAUGAAAAGAUAAAUGAACUUGACUUAUUUGUGGGAUUUUUAUAAUUUACGCUAAAUGGUAAAGUUCUUAUAAUCUAUUAGUUGAGUAAAUGUAAUGGUUUAUCUGGAGAGUGAGUGAAUGUCGGGUUGAUUUCCUUUGUAUUUAUUUGUUUAAGCAUCUGACUGGCAUGUUGAGCAUUGAUCUUGUUCCUAUUGCCAUAUUGAGUAUCACUACUGUAAUAUUCUUCGUUUGAUACACUCCAAGUAUAAUGCUUGUUUCUCUAUUUACAUUAAUUGCUUUAGACUUAGAAUGCACAAUUAGAUAUGGAGACAGAAAUAUAACAUUAGUGGCUCUUAAUGUUUUUAUAUUGUGACCCAAUGCAAAAUAAAAAGCAGCUCCAAUAUGAAACAUUUUCAAAUGUCCUCAAAUUAUGUGAAAUCUAUUGCUCUGUAACCCCAAAUGAAGUUUAUGAUUCAUGAGCUGGAGAGCAGAGAGUAUAACUGCCUACACCUCAAAGCUGCCAACUUCAUCAAUUGAUAUAUUCUGUUAAAGUUUCAGUAUGUUGAGCCUCAGGUUCAAAACAUUAUCUUUAACAUUUUUGUUCACAUUUGUGUGCUUUUAAACGCCUGAAUCAAUCACUUAAGUAAGCUUCUAGUUGGUACCUCUGAAUAGUUUUAAAUCUUUGUUUAAAUUUUAUAUUGCAAAUUUUAACUAAUUUGAAUAGCCUCAUGAAAAUAUUUAUUUUUACUUUCAUUUUAUUUGUGCAAAUAUAUAGUCUGAAGGAAAACUCCUGACCUAAGUUAGUCAGUUUGAAACAGAAAAUACUAUUUAAGAAUAUCAGGCUCCUUUUUGAUUGGCUAACAAUAUGUAUAACUAUAAUAGUUUGCAAAGUAGGGAAGCAACAAUCUUGGACCAAACAAAUUGCUAAAAGCAAGUGACAUGACAUAGGUGACUAAGCUAGGCUUUGAGAGACCUACAAGCUGAUGUAACCUACAGCUUUAUAACUUUUAUUUAAAUAACUAAAUAUAUUAUUUUAAUCCUGUACAAAAAAAUGUAGCAAAAAAUGUAAUUGCUUUGCCAUUUCAAAUUGAUCCAGAUUUUGGCCUAGCCUACAGAUUUUUAUUUUUUUUACUUUCAUUAUCUUUUGGCUUGUUACACAUUUUUUAAAAAUUUCAUAAAUGUAUUCAAAAUACUUUAUUUUUAUUAGCCAAUUUAAUGGAGCAAACAUGUGUGUAAAUGUUCAAUGUGUACCACAAUGGCCUACUUGUUUAUAUUAGCAUGUUAUGAUUAGAUGUCUUGUAAUAUAAAGCUGCAUGGGCAAAUACAUUUUGUAGAAAGCUCACAAAUUGGUCAAGAGUUUUCCUUGAAGUCAACAGUACAACCUUUUUGUUUUGUUUUCAAAUGCUUGUGUAGAGUUUUGUUGAGAGAACUCUAAGAGCUUGUGGCAACACUUGAUGGCUUUUGUAAAGCUCUAGCCCAUGAUGUGCAAUUUUGUUUUUUUACUUUUUAUCUGCUUCACAGUUUGAUUCAGAAUAGUCACUUAGUUUGGAAUUAUUUACUCAAAAGUUGUAGGAAAAUAUUAUAUAACAUGAUUGAAACAAAAUGUAUAAUAUUAACUUAUGGAUGGUAAAGGUUGAUAAUUAGAAAAUGAAAUUUAUUUUUAGUGUCAAAUGAAGACUCACAAAUGUUUUUGUUGGAGUGAAUUUAUUUGUUUCUUUUCUUCACCAGUUUAUGUUUUUGAUUUAAAUUUUGAUAUUACCUUUGUGAUACUGUGGAGACUUGUAUGUGAAUGUAUUUUUCAGAUUCUAGACUACUUAGUUUCUCUCCUGUAUUCACUUGAAUGUGACAGUUUUAUUUUUCAAUGAUGUCUAGAAAGCAUUGUUUUAAUCUUUAGGUCUAAUGCUUAUAAAAAGGCUCAGCAUAGGUCAAUUAAGUUUAGAAAAAAAAUUAAUUUGAUGAUUUGUAGAUGACUGAAUGAAUGGUGCUAAGUCCACUGGUGAUAUUUUGACCAUAAGCAAGGUCUACUUGAUUAUUCUAUUAGAAGUAUAAAAUAAUUUUUGUUUUAUUUAUGAUGAAAGAAUUGGUUUAUAAAAUAAUCAUAAUUCGUGUGCAGUGUAAUGCUCUGUCAAAUGUGUUUAUUGUAUUAUAAAGUUUAAAAAAUGAUAUGGUUCAUGUGAUAGUUUUUAAUAUCAAACCAUUUUAUAAAGACCCAAGAAUUUUUACGUAGUAAUUGUUGGGGUCUUCAGUAUCUAAGACGUCUUACAUGCAGCCAAAAACUAAAGUUGUUUAAAGACUCACAGUUGUAAUUGACUUGAAGCUGAUACUUCUAGAAGAGGACAUAAUCUACACUUCUGUAGAUAGCUAUCCACUAAAUAAGAUUACUUAGUAGUUAGGCAAAAUGUAUUAAUAUCUAGUGGUCAAAGCUAAACCUUGUCCUGAAUGUAUCCCUCAAUUCUUUGAUGAACUUCUUUUUAAAUCUACUAGAAUAUUAUACAUUAAAAAAUAUAAUACCUCCUUAAAGAGCUGAAAAUUCGUUAUUAUUUUUUUUUAUUUGUUGAAACAUUAAGAUAUCAUUAAAUAAAUUCCUAUUGUUUUAUUUCUGUGAACUUCAAUGUUGACAAUAUUGCAAGUGGCUAGAUGUUUUCAUAUGUACAAUGCAUUUAUCUUGGACAUAGAUGUGUAUCAUUUGGACAUAAAUAAACAAAGAAUAUCUUU